Drosophila subobscura is the source of this 5894-nucleotide messenger RNA. RefSeq names its product platelet binding protein GspB (gene mamo). Gene Ontology annotation, molecular function: protein binding. Gene Ontology annotation, biological process: regulation of transcription by RNA polymerase II. Bases 173 to 4942 code for a protein of 1589 amino acids. Gene Ontology annotation, cellular component: nucleus. The transcript has 10 exons. Lineage: Eukaryota; Metazoa; Arthropoda; Insecta; Diptera; Drosophilidae. The record is from RefSeq and is a predicted model, not a curated record.
ACAACUGCAACAACAAAUACAACAAAUACAAAAUAAUAAACAAAAAACAAGCGACGUAGACGACGGCCCCCAGGACAAAAAUCAAUUGCAAAAAUUGAAACUUAUGGAUUGCUGGACGGGUAACGCCCGACUGGCGAGUGUUUUAGUUUAAGCAGCGUAAGCUGUCACCGACAUGGGCAGUGAGCACUACUGCUUGAGGUGGAACAAUUACCAAUCCAACCUGUUAGGGGUGUUUAGUCAAUUACUACAAGACGGGAGCCUGGUGGACGUCACAUUAGUUUGUUCAGAGGGCACAUCCAUCAGAGCCCAUAAGGUGGUCCUCUCGGCUUGUUCCUCGUACUUCCAGAGCCUGUUCCUGGAGCAUCCCGAAAGACAUCCAAUUGUGAUAUUGAAGGACGUCCGUUUUGCCGAGCUGCAAACCUUAGUUGAAUUCAUGUACAAGGGCGAGGUGAACGUGCAAUACUGUCAGUUGUCCGCACUGCUCAAGACAGCCGAAUCACUCAAGGUCAAGGGUCUUGCCGAGAUGACAAAUCAGAAUACAACGCUGCGCGAACCGGAACGUGAACCCGAUCGACUGCGUCCCCAUUCGCAGGCCAGCGGCGGCGGCAGUGGCGGUGGCGCCCACAAGGCCGCCGACAGCCCGGCGUCAGCACUGGAUGCGGCUUCUUCAGCAGCGACCUCAGCAGCAGCAGCAGCAACAGCAGCGGCAGCGUCAUCUGCGGCCACCAGCAGCAGCACGAGCACGAGCACGAGCACCAGUGGCAGCUCCUCCACCUCAACCUCAGCAACAGCGGCGGCGGCAUCAGCCACAGCGGCGGCUACAGCGGAGAGUACAGCGACAGGCGGUGGCGGUGGCAGCAGUAGUAGUACAACAGCAACAUCUGCCACAACAGCAGCAGCGGCAACAUCGGCCACAACAUCUGCCACAACGCCUGCCGAAGAAGCGACAUCCGCGUCCAGCGGCACCCACAAGCGAGAGGCGAGCGAUCGGUGCAGUCCACCGCCAGCGAAGCGUUACGCAGUCUCCGGCGGCUCGGUGAGGAUCAAUCUCGAUGAGGACGAUGAUGAGGAGGACGAGGAGCUGGAGGAGCAGCUGGUGAGGGGCCUGCAUGUGGGCGAGGAUGCAGACGAUGAUGUUGAUGACAUUGACGAUGUUGGGGAUGACGACGAGGACGAGGAGGAGGACACACCCAUGCCGCUAGAUCUCUAUCAAAGACGUGACGCCGCCUCCGGCUCUGCCUCGGCCUCGACCUCUGCCUUGGCCUCAGGCUCUGGCUCUGGCUCUGGCGGUGAGCAUAAAAAUGUUGCAAGUGCGGCGGUAACAGACAGCAGCAGCAACAACAACAACCUCAGCAACAACAACAAUAACAACAACUCCAGCAGCAGCAACAACAACAACAGCGGGAGUGGAAGCGGAAGCGGAAGUGGAAGCGGCAUCAAAGCUACCUCAAUGGCUGCCUCGGCUGCCAGCAAUGGCGAAAGCAUCGAUCUGGCUGUGGUCGCCGUCGAAGAUGACGACGACGAUGAGGACGAGGAUGCCCUGCACCAUGACGAGGAUAAUGUCAAUACACGGCACAAUGCGGCGGCCCAUCAUCGCCACCGCCACCACCACCACCAUCACGAUGACGAUGAUCUCGAUGACGACGAUGUUGUCGUAGUGGGCAGCGCCUCAGCGGCAGCAGCAGCAGCAGCGGCAGCCACAACCACAGCCUCUGCUGCGGCAGCAGUUGCCCGAGAUAUUGCCCAAAGGAUUGCCCACCAGAGCAUACGCCUGAGCCACCACCACCAUCAGCAUCAGCAGCAGCAGCAGCAGCAGCAUUCGCACCACCAACAGCAACAGCAGCAGCAGCAUUCGCACCACCAACAGCGGCAUCACCAGCACCACAACGAGGAUGAUGACGAUGAUGACGAUGAGGACGAGACGGUGGUGGGCUCGGGUGGCCUGCCAACCAUACCCAAGACCGAGAUCAUAGACGACGAUUACGACGACGAGAUGGAUCUCGACGAUGACGAUGAGGCGGACAACAGCAGCAAUGACAUGGGGCUGAACAUGAAGAUGGGAGGCGGCGGCGGUGGUGUAGAUCUCUCCACGGGCUCCACUGUGAUUCCCUCGCCCCUGAUAUCCUUGCCCUCAUCCUCGGCUGCAGCAGCAGCAGCAGCAGCGGCAGCGGCAGCGGCCGCCGUGGCAGCAGUCGAAUCGCAACGCUCAACGCCCGCCGGUGGCGGAGGAGGCGGCAGUGCGACCUGUGCCUCCGAUUUGAGUCUGGGGGCUGGCGGGCGUCCGGCAUCGCGCAGUUCACGUGAUGGCGGACCCGAAGGUCGAGCCGCCUCCAGCCUGCUGAGUCCCGGGACUGUGGCCAAUCUCUUGCCAGUGCAAUCGGUGCCAUUGAGCCUAAAGAAAGAAAUCGAUUGCAGUGAGGACGAUAACAGUAGUCACAGUAGACACAUGCAACCGCGUUCGGCAUCAGCUGGCGGCGGACUGGGCGGCGACCUAGACUAUCGCGCCUCCCACGAAUCGCUGCUGCGCAACUUCACCUCUCCGAUGAGCGCCAUGGCCUCCAGUCGCUGCCCCACGCCAUUCGCCUUCCCCUUCACGCCGCUGGGCCUGAGCCUCUUCGACAUCGAUCCGUCCAGAAUACUUAGCCUGCUCCACCACCAGACCUGGCUGGCCGAAGAGGCACUGAGGACUCGGGGUUUGCUGGCAGCACCCAAGGAUUUCACCCACCGUUUUACCACUUUAAGCGAUCUGCUGAACAAGGACUAUCAGCCGGUGGUCGGCCAGUCACCCACGACGGCCACGUCCACGGCCACGACGACGACAACGAGCCCAUCGUAUGCCAAGCAGACCACAACGAACCGUUCCAGCGAUGUACAGUACAAACAACAACAACAGCAACAACCUCAUGGAGGAUCUGCUGGAGCGCCAGUAGCUCCAGGCUCCAGCUCCAGCUCCACCUCCACUGGAGUGGCGGCAGCCUUCAACAUGCGUUACCCAACACCGACAGCCUUCUACCAGCAGCAGCAAUCGAAGGCGGCCAAGUCUUCGCCGUCGCCACAGCAGAUGGCCACCAGCUCGACCAGCUCCAUGGCCUGCAUCUCCCUUGAGUCGGGCAGCGGUGGCGAUGACAGCUGCAAGCGCAGCUCGGCGGACAGCGACGAGGUGACCAUCGUGGAGCUGCCCAGCGAGCGGAGCGCCCAGCUCUACAAGGAGUCGCUGGAGCAGCUGCUGCAGCGGCGACGCAUCAGCAGCAACAGCAGCAGCAGCACCCCCGGUGUGGGCCCAGCCACUGGCGGCGGUGGAGUCAUUGUCGAUGCCACCGGCCUGCGGCAGUAUACACAGCUGCUGCUGUCGGGUGCCGGCACACCGGUCAGCUGCACGGACACGUCGAGCAGCUGCAAGGAGAAGAGCUCCUCCUCGUCUACCUCAUCGACGCCGCCGCCCAGCUCCUCGCUGUUGGCGCAGCAUCAGCAGCUCAGCCAAAUGCUGAAGAGCCCCUCGGAUACGUGCUCCUCGCUGUUUAGCGGCUCGGAGCCCAUCGAGGAGGAGACCCGCUGCGUCGUGUGCAACGCCCACUUCCCCAAUGUGUGGCUGCUCGAGCAGCAUGCCGCCCUGCAGCACCCCCACGUGGGGCCCGGCGAGGAGAAGCCCUUCAUCUGCGAGCAGUGCGGCCAGUCGUACCGCUACCGCAGCGCCUACGCCAAGCACAAGGAGCAGAAUCACCGGGCCCGCCUGCCCGCCGACAAGCUCUUCACCUGCGACGUCUGCGGCAUGCAGUUCCGCUACCUGAAGAGCUUCAAGAAGCACCGCCUCAAUCACGCCCUCGAGCGACUGCACGGCAAGAAGACCAUCGGAGUGGUCGGCCGCCUCGGUGGCUCCCUCUCCGUGUCGGUAUCGACUCCCGCAUCGGUAUCGGCGUCGGGUGGUCCCGUCGUGUCCACGCAACUGGACCAGGAUGUGGUGACCAGCUCCCAGGAGCCAAUGCUGGCCGAUGAGGGCGAAGAUCUGCGGGUGAAUGUAAAGCGCGAGGGCUCAGACGAGACCCAUCCGGAAGCCGGCAGUGGCAUGGGCGGCAGCGAAGAGCACGAACAGGACAACACCAUCGACUCGGCGGGUAUCACGAUGCUCUAUCAGGACAACAACUCCUCGGCCUCGGCCUCCACCAGUGCCACGGAGCCAAACAUCAGCAGCUCUGAUGGCAUUCAUAGUACAAACAAGCGGUCGCGACUGCACCACUUGGAAACGGAUCCCUCCUACCCACACCACCAUCACCACCACCAACAUCACCACCAUCACCAGCAGCAGCAGCAGCAACAGUCGCAGCAGGGCCAGCUGCCACCUCAUCUGGGUCACCAUGUCUCACUGCCAAUGGCGGCCAAUGCUGUGGCCGCUGCCGCUGCCGGCUCCUCAUCGUCAUCGGCGGCUGCUGCCGCCGUUGCUGCGGCAAACGCCGCCGCUCAGGCGGCCAAUUCCAGCUCAAAUUCUGUGGGCGUGGCCAGUGGAAAUGCUGCCGGAUCCGCCGGCAGCGGCAUCAGUUCACUCAGCUCGCUGACAUCGCUGAUCAACGCCGAGCGGAUACCGAACGAACAGUUCUUGGGCCUCAAUCCGCAGGAGGCUUCGAUACUGAACUUUUUACGCGUCGAUGCCGCCGAGCGACAGCGUGACAAGCGGCCGGCCACCUCACGCUUUGCUUGCCCCUUCUGCGGCAAGUGUGUGCGCUCCAAGGAGAACCUCAAGCUGCAUGUCCGCAAGCACACCGGCGAGCGUCCGUUUGUGUGCCUUUUCUGUGGCCGCGCAUUUGGUGGCAAGUCCGAUUUGACGCGCCACCUGCGCAUCCACACGGGCGAGCGGCCCUACCACUGCGAGUCGUGCGGCAAGUGCUUCGCCCGGGCGGACUAUCUAUCGAAGCAUCUCACCACCCACAUUCACAAUGCGCCGCGCUGAGAUGAGGCGCGUAGGAGGCGGCUCCUACGCAGAUAAGGAACCAGCAGUAGAAGUCAGGACUCACUCACACACACACACACACACACACACCAACAAACACACACACAGAGAGACUACAGGAAGAGCGUAAACAUUUAGAAAUUUAUGUAUAAAUUAUAUUAGUAGCAAAACUCUCUAUUUUGGCGAUUAGAGGGAAAAGAAUAUUUUUUUUUGUAACAAUAAUUAUGAGUGGAAUUUUUUUUUUUUUAUUGGUGGAAAGCAAGACAAAACAAAAGAAAGCAAAUACAAUAUUGGCAAUUAUUAUUGACACUAAAUAUUGUAUGAUAUUGAACUAAUCUAUCUCUCUAUAGUGCAUAAAAAACACUUACAUGUGUGUGUGUAAGGAUUACCCACCAUAAUAUUGUAAUUGUAAUUUGUCUGAGGUUUUUCGUUGCUAUCGAACGAUAGAUAGAUCAAGUGCAGAUUAGAAGCGAAUUUCGACAUUCGUUUCGCUGCAUUUGAGACAGAAACUCAUUACCCACAAAAUAGUAAUUGAAACAUGAACAACAGAAUGCAAAACCAAACACCAUAGACACCAUAGACAUACACCACCAUAUACAAUAUAUAUGAAUAUUUGACGAGGACGAAUAGAAAUGAAUAUGUACCACAAAUCUGCCGUUUUAUACUAUACACAAUAGAUAAAAUAUAUAUAAUUUUACACAUUGAUUUAAAAGAGAAGCUAAACUAGCAACAAUUUGUACAAACAAACAAAAGCGAAACAGAAACUAAUAACUAAAGUAUGAGGCAAUGCCAAGGUCCCUUACUGACCUGCAGGAGAAAUGCUAAUGCAAAUGCAAUAACUGAGAGCAAACACUGUUACCUACCAUAGAAAACAAUAAACCAAGUUGAAUUUUAGUUAAUAUUAGUGACAAGAGAGGCGAACCACACAGGAACUAAGAAUCAAAACAAAAUA